AUGUCUUUGGCAGGCCUACUUUCAAAUACUAUACAUUUGGCACAAAAACUUCCUCUUAAGUUAGCUGCUGUUAGCAGGUGUUAUAGAGCUGAAACAUCAAAUGUUAUUGAGGAAAGGGGGACAUAUAGAGUUCAUCAAUUCACUAAAGUUGAGAUGUUUGUGAUUUGUAAACCUCAGCACUCUGAUGACAUACUGGAAUACAUAAGAAAUGUCCAAGAAGAACUAUUUACACCUUUAGGUCUUCACAUGAGAGUAUUGGACAUGCCACCUCAUGAGUUAGGUGCCCCAGCAUAUAGGAAAUACGAUAUUGAAGCUUGGAUGCCUGGUCGAAACUCUUAUGGAGAAAUAUCAAGUUGCAGCAAUUGCACCGAUUACCAAUCUAGAAGACUUCAUAUUAAAUAUUCUGACCAUGAUUCUGAAAACUAUCGGCGAGCUGCUGCUAAUCUU
Messenger RNA from Iphiclides podalirius (scarce swallowtail), 447 nucleotides. Lineage: Eukaryota; Metazoa; Arthropoda; Insecta; Lepidoptera; Papilionidae. The record is from the annotation of a GenBank genome assembly.